AUGUGGCCCGGGAAAAACACCCACCUCACCUACGGGGUGGACGGCUCGUGCACGUACGACCGAGCGACGGACUCGUUUGAUUUUCCGCGGCUGCGCGAGCCUAAAAGAAACCAGCUGCGGCCCGUCAAAGACUCGUUUCACUGUCUGGUGCCUGCACAGCUCAAACAGAAGUCACCAGACAUCGGCGCAGGCAGCGUCAAGCUCGCGUCCGAAAUCGUCGAGCAGUCCACAGACACCUAUUUUGUGCCGAAGGAGGUGCUCAAAAAGGGCCACCAGGAGUCUCUGGCUGCGCUCGACCGCAAGAUCUACGACCCAACGUACGGAGACCUGCUCGCGGUGCUCCGCUACACCGUGCCCAGGGCGAGCACCGACCUGCUGAUCAGCGCGACUGGGCCGUACGGGGAUAUCGUCGCGGUCAGCAUCCUGGACUCGGGCCGGCUUCCAUCGCUGUCGUCGACCAAGGCCGUCCGGUUCAGCUCCCGCAUCAGGCAGAUAUUCACGAUUCCCGAGACGCAUUACUUUGGCGUGCGCACGAGCGUGAGCGUGUGCAUAUUUGAGGCGCGUGUGGAAAGCAAAUUCAGCGUCGGGGUGGCCCGACUCGUUGAGAUUCCGCAAAAAAGCCUGGCCGGCCAGGCUUUUGCGCACGCGUGCGUGUGUCCGCGCAUGGAGGCCUAUCUUGCGCUGGUGGAUGUGAAGGGCAAUUUCGGGCUGUUCAAGCUGGUGAGACGGGACUUGGACCGCAACUUCAACGACUACAAACGGCUCUAUCUCUCCUCGAUCCACGAUCCGGCAGAACUGUCCAACUUCAAGAAGUUGCAGUUCGCGCACCGGAACGACGAGCUUCUCGUGAUGUCGCGUUCGUCGCUGCAUGUGUGGUCGCCCGGGACGCAGAACUGCAAGGUGGUUGCAAACUACUGGACCAGACUGCUCGACCUGGCUGUUCCUGCCGGCCAGCACGACUACUGCAUUCUGCUGACCACGAGAGAGGUUUCUGUCGUCGACAUGUCCGGCUUCGAGCUUGUGCUGGGCUGGUCGCACCAUCUGGACCAGCAGGAUCUGUCUCUCAAGCUUUCUGUGCAGAGCUACGACGGCAGGUUCGAGUGCCACAUAAUUUCGCAGGCCACUCCGCUGGUUUGCGUAGUGACGUUUGGGUUUGAGCGCCAGAGGGCGCGCGUCGUGGGCGACCCCUACUUCUACGUGCCGCACCCGUCCGAGCCGCUGCAGUCGAUCGUCUUCGUGGACUACGGCGCCGCGCCCGUGUAUCUGCAGCUCACCAAAGAUCUCGAGAUCUCGCGAGCGCACAUGGAGCGCGCCGACCGGCCGGUAGAGGUGCCGGAGCGGACGCCGCCGAGCCAGCCUCCAGCGAUAGCCGCCGUGGGCCGGAAUCCAGAGCCAGCGAAGCAGAACGACGCCGAGGAGAGCGUUGCGCAGCUCGUCGCCCGGUUCGCCCAGAGCGACGACGCGUAUCUGUCGCUUGCGUCGAUCGUCCCGACGUCGGGCGCUGUCCCGAGCAACCUCGAGUCGCUCGUCGCGCAGAACGGGUGGGCCGUCUACUGCGCGUCCGAGCGGGUGUUUUCCGACGUGGGCCAGAUCGACAGGCUGCACACGGUGCCGGAAACCCUUUUCCGCCUGCUGAGACCGUUCGAGAACAGAGGAACGCGGUUGCGGGACAUCCUGCAGAGCAAAAGAGACACGUGCCUGGACCGCAUCAGCACGAACCUCGGGCUCAGCCUCCUCACGGUGCACAAGCAGGACCAGGGCGACCACGGGAUCGAGGCGAUCCGGUCGCAGCUGCCGGUCGAGCUGGCCGCGCUGCUCGACCAGUGGCGGCCGCACGAGCCACAGGACACGAGCCGCUUCAGCCACGCCGAGCCUCUGAGCCAGGUACCGGCGAUCAGCACGUCGCAGAGCAGCAAGAAAAAGCUGAAAGCGCGGCCGGCGAAGUUGGCCGGGCUCUCGCAGCGGCUCUCUCAGUCGCGUUCCCCAGGGAGCUCCCAGAUCAACGCGUCGUCCCCUGCUAGCUCCCAGAUCGCGUCUCCGCCAAGCUCGCAGCCAGAGGCGCCAGUGUCGUCGCAGCUGCGCUCGUCGCUUCUGACGCAAGGCACCUCGUCGCAGAAAAAGCGCAAGAAGCGCAAACUGGGCGGGUUUAUGUAA
Molecule: messenger RNA, 2154 nt
Organism: Ogataea haglerorum
Lineage: Eukaryota; Fungi; Ascomycota; Pichiomycetes; Pichiales; Pichiaceae
Exons: 1
Coding region: 1-2154 (717 amino acids)
Biological process (GO): nucleolar large rRNA transcription by RNA polymerase I
Cellular component (GO): RNA polymerase I core factor complex
Molecular function (GO): RNA polymerase I transcription regulatory region sequence-specific DNA binding; RNA polymerase I general transcription initiation factor binding
Source: RefSeq, a predicted model, not a curated record